Molecule: messenger RNA, 1620 nt
Organism: Solenopsis invicta (red fire ant)
Lineage: Eukaryota; Metazoa; Arthropoda; Insecta; Hymenoptera; Formicidae
Gene: crh-BP
Product: corticotropin-releasing factor-binding protein
Exons: 7
Coding region: 401-1408 (335 amino acids)
Biological process (GO): hormone-mediated signaling pathway; negative regulation of corticotropin-releasing hormone receptor activity; negative regulation of corticotropin secretion
Molecular function (GO): corticotropin-releasing hormone binding
Source: RefSeq, a predicted model, not a curated record
GUAAAAGGCACUCAUCGUGCCUUCCCAGCUUCAAAUUCACUACGAGUGUCGUAGCGCGUAACAAUAAAGCUCGGGGGUUGUGCGCAGCCAGGAGGUGCGAAGCGAGGAGGCUGUGCGAGGUGCGGACUAGCCGCUAUAAGAGGGACGCCGUGCGUCGCGACGCCAUCAGAACACCUGCCGCGCUCGGCCUGAGCUCGCCGCAACCCCCACGAUCUCUUACGCCGCCACUUCAAUCUCUCCACCGCAAGUGAUCGAGAAACGAGGGAGGCCGCGAUUCAGUCACGAGACUCGAGAGCGAGAGAAAGAGAGAAAGAGAGAGAGAGAAAGAGUCUCCAGUUCUUACUCGGCUCGCGCGUCGUCGCCUGUUUUCGUUUCUUUCUGAUCUCACCGUUGCUGAGACAUGUUCUCCAAGUCGAUUUCAACAUCGAUCUUCCUGGUCAUCGUUAUCGUCGUCCUCGUCGGCGCGACGUUUCACGUUGCGAGAGCAGCGAUCGGCAACGAUCACCGUCAGCAACAGAUAACGAAUGAAGCAGUUGCCAACAUCUUGGCUUAUGAAGCGGGACCGAAAGCUUCAUUCGAAGUACCGCGCGAACAUUAUCGGCCGAUUACAGACUGUAUGUUUGUUACAUCAGAAAGUGGGCCAUUCUCUUAUAUAUCGUCAACCAAUGAUGACAAUGUUUGUGGAAUAUACUUUCUAACUGAUCCUGAUCGUGUAGUAGAAAUACAUUUCCAUAGCUUCGACGUUCCUUGCGAUCAUCGUGGACUUCUGGCAGUAAUCGACGGUUGGGAAUUGAACGGCGAAAUAUUUCCAAGCGAGAACGACCAUUCAUUAUCGAUGAAAGAAAGGAUGAGCGAGUUCUGCGGUAAGAACAGAUGGUACAAGAAGACUUUUACGAGUUCGCAGAACGCUGCACUUCUCCAAUAUAGAGUACCUUUACGUGGGAAGGGCUUUGUCGUAUCUGCGAGAUAUCCAAAAAAUCCGAGACCUUGCAACGUCUUGUCGGUCAGCACGACAGAUCCAUUCACACUUCGUAAUUAUGGCAGGCGAAUUAAUUGCACUCUCGUGGCGGUAUAUCCUGGUGCCGUACGAAUAAUUGCUCUCGGAAUCGGCGGUAGCAACUCACACGGCGUAGUUCACUUAACUGAAACCGGCACUUUACGCAAAUGCGACGCGAGAAGUCCGCAGGAUCAAGUGCAGAUCGGAGGCAGCCACGGUUUUGAUACGACAAAAUUCGACAUAAUUGACGCCAUUUGUGGCAUUGAUUCCAAACCCGAUAUAAAGGAACUCGUAGAGCACGACAUAACAGCGGUACGACUAUUAUCAAGCGGCUACUACGAUAACUCGGUGACAGUGGCAAUAAGUCCAAUUGUAGACGACAGUCUACUGGAUUCCGCUUCCGGUCUUUAAAACGUCUGCUUUGAACAUUCUCGUCAUCGUCCGCCGCACUCGCUACGCAUCUAUUCUCAAAGUUUAUCUUCGAACAUGCGGACGCAAUGCCAACAUCGGGUUGUGUAAAACAUAGCGUAUCCCUCCGAUAGUUUGCAGAUUAUUUAUGUAAUUGUAUUACACAUGCGUAGAACACAGCGUAGAAUAUCGUCGUAUAAAUGUGAGUGAAAGAA